Molecule: messenger RNA, 851 nt
Organism: Rhagoletis zephyria (snowberry fruit fly)
Lineage: Eukaryota; Metazoa; Arthropoda; Insecta; Diptera; Tephritidae
Product: ryncolin-1-like
Source: RefSeq, a predicted model, not a curated record
GAAAUAAUUAAUUGGAAGAUAUUUGCGCCUACGACUGUGAUCUGCAAAUAGGUAUGUUUGAACACUUUAACACUAAAUUAAAGUCGUUGCAACAACUUGUAAAGCAAAUUCAGGCAGAAAAUUUGCGCCUACAAACUGAGCGAAAAAGCCAAAGUCUGCCCACCAAUUGCAUGAAAGCAGCCGCUGGCUCGUUUAAAAGUGGCAUCUAUACAAUAAAAUAUCAGCGAUUUGGUGAUGAGCCAUUCAAGGUGUGGUGUGAUGAGGAUACCGACUUUGGCGGUUGGAUUGUCAUCCAGCGACGAGUAAGCGCGGAUGUGGACUUCUAUCGAGAUUGGCAACAAUAUAAGAAAGGAUUUGGUGAAUUGUCGGGCAAUUAUUGGAUUGGUUUGAAUAAAUUGCACGCUCUAACCGCAAGUUGUGAACAAGAGUUGUAUAUAAAAAUGGAAGCGUCCAAUGGCACAAAGUACUAUGCAAAAUAUGAUUUGUUCGUCAUUGGUAGCGAAGAGGAAGAUUAUGUUUUGCGAACACUUGGUAAUUACACAGGAAAUGCUAGACACGGUUUAAGGUAUCAUAAAGGCAGUAAGUUCUCAACAUUCGAUCGAGAUAAUGAUGCAAACCCUGGUAUUAAUUGUGCCGAACGUUGGAGAGGAGCUUGGUGGUACACAGAGUGUUAUAUGAGCAAUUUGAAUGGCGACUAUUCUCAAAAAGACAACGGCCAAGGCGUAACUUGGAACGGUAUACAAAUGGAUGAGUCACUUGAGUUUGCGCAAAUGAUGAUACGGCCAACGGAAAAAUGUAUUAAGCGGUUGGCAAUGAAUCAUUUUUCAUUUUAAGAUGAAAAGUUAUAAAAC